GAAGGAAGUCUCCAAUUGUUGCCAGCAAAAAUUUCCAGACUUCACGGAGCUGGUGAAUUUGGCGCUUGGCCUGCAAGAUAUCGCUUUCUGCGUACUCGUGUUUUACGACAUAUUGCAUUUUCUGCAGAGGAAUAAUUUUAUUUCACAGUUCUUGAAUGCUGACUUCAAGAAGGAUUUUAUCUUCACAGACUACUCAUCUCUUCAUUGGAAACAUUGCCUUUAUCUCUGGUACAUUACCCAUCCAGCAUGUCUCACAAUUAUCCAUAUAGGAGGUCUCCAGAAGAUUUUAGUUCACAUCAAGGAGCCUUUUCUACAUCAGACCAUCUACACCAUGAAGAGCGUCACAUCUAUCAAACCUCUCUACAGCCAUCUCCUCGCUCAACGUCUGUUUUCACAUCCCAAAAGAGUGUCCUGGAUUCUUAUUCCUCCCGAAGUUCUACCACUGCCGACAGCGCUUUGAGUCUUCUCUCCAGCUGUGGGCUUGAGCCUGAAGAUCUUUCUAUCCUAGCAGGUAUGCCUGAAAAUAUGAUGACUGAGGAGUCUCUCCCCCGUUUGCUCAUGGAGAUCAGGCAGAAGAAGGCCCUCAGCGACCGCAUCUGUUUGUCAAGCACGCACCGCAGCACAUCUCAUCAGCCUCUCCAGCCUCCAUCAGACAGCUGGGAGAAUUCCACUCGUUCUACCCCGGCAAAAUAUCUGGCAAACCCUCCCCAACAUUCGUCAUACCCACCAAUCCCUCCCCUGCUGUCCUCAUACCCACUUCACAGGGAGGAGCCUGAGAGCUGGAAGGAUCGCUGGGGGAACCCCCGGCAAACUGGUGCAGUCCGGCAGGAGAAAACCAGCUCCACCUAUGUUGUGGACUAUAACUACGGUCAGGCACAAGAGGGGGAUUCACGAAACAUAGAGAGACCAGCUUAUAGUGCGAGAGCAGUAGGCAUCGGAGAGCGCCCCCAUUUGCAGUCUUUGUCUGAUUACCGGCAGUUAAACCCAGGCAAAGAGCCAGCAGCAGCAUAUCAGAAGAAACUAAUUCCUCCCUUGGCUACCACUGUUCACUCUACGCCAACAGCAAGAGAAGCAAAUGAUUUCCAUGGUUCUAUGCCCCAAACUUUUCCUUAUGCAUGUUCCCUCUGUGAUAUUGCAGUACUUUCUCAAAAGGAUUGGACCUUACACAUAAAUGGGGCUCAACAUGCAAACAGCCAGCUUGCCGUGUUACAAAUGUAUCCUGAAUGGGACUGUCGGACUGGAUCUGCUAGACAGAGUGACUACAAUACAGAGAAAGGCAGGGAAAUAAAAAACACUGGAGGAAGAAGGCAUACAGCUCCUCAGCACCAUGGGGUUACAUCAGGCUGUGAAGUGAAAAGCUGUCUCCCAGUCCCAGGAGGAGGCCUUCCUGUACGAGAAGGAGGUCUCCCAACCCUAGGAGGAGGUCUUGCAGUCCGAGAAGGAGAGCGACCCCGUUUGCAAUCUUCGUAUGAUUACCGGCAGUUAAACCCAGGCAAAGAGCCAGCAGCAGCAUAUCAGAAGAAACUAAUUCCUCCCUUGGCUACCACUGUUCACUCUACGCCAACAGCAAGAGAAGCAAAUGACUUCCAUGGUUCUAUGCCACAAACUUUUCCUUAUGCAUGUUCCCUCUGUGAUAUUGCAGUACUUUCUCAAAAGGAUUGGACCUUACACAUAAAUGGGGCUCAACAUGCAAACAGCCAGCUUGCCGUGUUACAAAUCAUCAAAUCUCCGUCUGAUUACCGGCAGUUAAACCCAGGCAAAGAGCCAGCAGCAGCAUAUCAGAAGAAACUAAUUCCUCCCUUGGCUACCACUGUUCACUCUACGCCAACAGCAAGAGAGGCAAAUGAUUUCCAUGGUUCUAUGCCCCAAACUUUUCCUUAUGCAUGUUCCCUCUGUGAUAUUGCAGUACUUUCUCAAAAGGAUUGGACCUUACACGUAAAUGGGGCUCAACAUGCAAACAGCCAGCUUGCAGUGUUACAAAUGUAUCCUGAAUGGGACUGUCGGACUGGAUCCGCUAGACAGAGUGACUACAAUACAAAGAAAGGCAGGGAAGAAAAAAACACUGGAGGAAGAAGGCAUGCAGCUCCUCAGCACCGUGGGGUUACAUCAAGCUGUGAAGGGAAAAGCUAUCCUAUUGGAGAUAAGGCUAGUGGAAGAGUGGUUUGCGCUAAAUAUGCAGCUAAUUCUAUGGAUGAGCACUCCAUAAGGAGGCUGGUUGGCCAAGUUGGAUCUGCAGUGAACGUUAUGAUGUUUCCUGUACAGGCUUUCAUUGAGAUGAGUUCACCCGAUGGAGCACAGGAUGUUGUAAAAUACUUCAACAGGAACCCAGUUGUAGUUGAAGGGAGCCUAGUCCAAUUUUCUAUGUCUGCCACAUAUAAUUUUCUUCAGAAUUCCCCGGUGGUGAUUUUUUCCUUGUUGCCCCCUGGACAAGAGAAGUACCCUGAGAUAAUGGCCAUUGCUAAACGAUUCGGACCUGUUAUACACUCCUUAUUCUUACCGAAUCGGGUGCUCUUGGAAAUGGGAUCCAGGGAAGAUGCAGGAAAGUUGGUUAAAUAUUACACCUCUGAUCCUCUUAAAAUGAAAGGCAAUAUUAUCCAAGUAUCCCACUCUACAAAGCACAGCACACUGAAGUUUGCAGUAACUGACAAAGUGACUGAAGGUGGAGAGGCCAGCAGACACAUUGGCCAGUCAUAUAGGUCCCAGACUAGAUCAUCUCCUAGCCCCAGGAGGAGGUCUCCCGGCCCCAGGAGGAGGUCUCCCAGUCCAAGGAGGUAUCCCAGCCCCAGGAGGCGAUCUCCCAUUCAAAGGAAAAGGUCUCCUGGCGACAGGAGGAGGUCUCAUAGUCCAAGGAGGAAGUCCUUGGAGAAUCGAGAUGUAGCCAAGUUAGAGGACAAAUCUUCACAGGUGAGAACACCGUCCUCCAGCAGGAACAGGAGUCAGUCGUCUAGAUGGUCAACAUCCCAUACCAAGGAGGACAAGAACAUAUCCAGAGUACAUUCUGUAGAGAAAACAGCUAAUACUCAGAAUGCGAUAGUCAAAAGCAUUGGAGUGUUGACAGAGACUCCAGACCUGGGGAGCACCAAAGAGCCCUCAUGCACUAAUACUCAAACUAAGGAGAGUGUGCCCAGCCCAACAGAACAUCCCCAAGAUCAUGGCACUGGUCAGAAAACUGAAGACCAAACUAUGUUUGAGGGAGGGAAGGACAGUGACAUGGACAGUGACAUUGAAGGGAUGGCAGUGAUUGGAGAGGAUGAGGAAAUUCGGUCAGAAGAGGGCUCUAUGGGAUUCCUGGAGGACAUGGAAGAGCAUGUGUGUGAUGAAGCUGGAACUUCAGCAGAGAAUUUAUCAACUUGUCCUUCAGAGGUUGCUGAAGCUGGUGAAAAAGAAAAACAAGGAGAAGGAGAGGAGCUGGCUUUGCACCCCGAUAAGGAACCUGGUUCACAAAGUUCUACAGCAGAUCCAGCAGUGUCAGAACCUCCUGGAGUCACGGCAGUGCAGGAGGAGAAAGAAGGAGGUCUGGAGGAUAUGGAGGAACCUAACGAGGCCUAUGAUGAGGACGAACCUGAUUUCCCUGAAAGCCUGGAGCAUUGUAUUACUUUAGAUGAGCUUGAAGAUGAAGAUGGUGAGGGCCAGGCACUUGUGUCAGAAGGCAACUCCGAUCCGAGGUCCAAGGAGGAAGAACAGGAAAAUGAUUAUGGAAGAGUUAUCUACAUCCAGAAUCUUCCAAGUGGCUAUUACACAGAUAAACAGUUUGUGGCAAUUGGCAAGAAGUAUGGGAAAGUGAAUCGUUAUUUCUUGAUCCGUCGACGUCAAGAGGGCUUUAUUGAAAUGGAGAGAUCUGCCGAUGCCCGGAGAGCUGUAAGGGAGCUAUCAAAAAAGCCUUUGAGAAUGGCUCGCAAUAUUUUGGUUGUUCAUCUGUCACGGAAGUACAAAAGAUUGACAUGUGGGUGGAGCCCUGAAUCGGACUCAGAAGAUGAGAGUGGGUGGAGGAAGCAUCGAAGGGAAAGGAGGAGGAUGGAGGAACGGGAAGACAGUAGCUCAAGAACUAAAUCCAGGAAGGAGGAAGAGCCCCCAUCUAAGAAGGUCUGCAUCAGGGAAGAGAAGACCACCCCAGCAGAGCCCAGCAGCAGCAUCAAGGCGGAGGAGAAGACGGCAACAGUGGAACCCAGCAGCAAUGGGGAGCAGCAGCAAGAAGAGGAGGAGAAGGCAGCCACAGAGGAAUCCAGCAGCAAUAAGGAGCAGCAGCAAGAAGAGGAGGAGAGGUCAGCCACAGAGGAACCCAGUAGCCAUAAGGAGCAGCAGCAAGAAGAGGAGGAGAAGGCAGCCACAGAGGAACCCAGUAGCCAUAAGGAGCAGCAGCAAGAAGAGGAAGAGAAGGCAGCCACAGAGGAACCCAGUAGCCAUAAGGAGCAGCAGCAAGAAGAGGAGGAGUACGGGACGCCUGAGACACCUUGUGAACAGGAAGAGUUGGCGGUGAAGACAGAAAAUGAAAACAUCAUGAUCAACCGGCCCUCCGACUGCAUGGACACACUGAAGAAGGACACAGAGGGGGUGAGCUGGGUGACCAGCAUUGAAAAUCCAGAUGGAAUCAAACAGGUCUAUGUUAAGGAAGAGAAAGUGGAAAUGAUAACAGAAACCACUCAUGUCCCCCUGGGGCCCUACCUGCCCAACAACCCCAUGGGAAGGGAGUUUGUCAGUCAGAAAAUCGGCUACUUCUGCAGCCUCUGCAAUGCCAUCUAUGUCACCGAAGACGAAGCAAGGAAUGAACAUUGCAGCAGUCACUCUCACUAUGAGAAACUGAAGGCAUAUAUGGAACAAAAGGGCAACCCUGCUUGACAAAUUUAAAUGCGCAGUGGUUAUUAUAAAAAUAUCACAACCCAAAUAUAUGUGGAAAUGGCCUUUGAUAAGCAGUUACAUCAGUGGGACCUGAUGUGCAACAUUCUUCUAAAAAAUAUCUCACAAAACCAAGAAUAAUGUUGAGAAUGGGGGGGGGUGGGGGUGGGGGGGACCUAUCGAAUCCAGGCCAUGUUGUCAGCUGUUGCCGAGCUUGGCGGAGGGCGGUGCUCAGUUGUCUCUAGCAUCACCAGGCCUGGUAGGCUGGGUUUCAGUUGGCCAGGAAGACGGACUUGUGGCGCACCAUCGACACCCACCGGUUGUAAUAUAUAUAUUUUUUUUACUAGGGUUACUUGUUGGUCAUAUCGCUGUUUUUAUCUUUUCAUAUAUAAAAAGUUGUACUUCCCUGUAUAUGGUUUGUUUUUGUUGUUAGUGAUACUUUUAUUUUUGUUGUGCAUGAGUAUUUAUCUUCUGUACAUUAAAGUCACUGUAGCUGA
Messenger RNA from Anguilla anguilla (European eel), 5330 nucleotides. RefSeq names its product matrin-3-like. Gene Ontology annotation, molecular function: zinc ion binding; single-stranded RNA binding; double-stranded RNA binding. Bases 247 to 4836 code for a protein of 1529 amino acids. Gene Ontology annotation, cellular component: nucleus; precatalytic spliceosome. The record is from RefSeq and is a predicted model, not a curated record. Lineage: Eukaryota; Metazoa; Chordata; Actinopteri; Anguilliformes; Anguillidae. The transcript is spliced from 25 exons.